GAAAGCCCACACUGUUAAUGUAUUGUUACAUUGUUAAUUGAGAUAAGUUCUAUUCAGUAAUAGCCAGUUCUCUGUUAGUUUCUAUAUGUCCUACGCUCUUGAACGUACCAUAGCCGUUCCGAUACUAUUGAAUGCACCACAUGUGAAACGCCGUGCUGUUACGCUAGUUCUCCGGUGGAUAUAUAUUGUAAUCUCCUUUGCCUUCUUAACGUUCAUCUACCUCCCUGGUUUAUUGCUGUGUGUAAAUGACAUAAGACCACAGCCAAAUAAAUCAACCAAAACAGGACAUCUGUAUCAGUGUUCUUUAAUGGGAACACUAACACUCCACACUUUGCCACUCUAAACCAGUUUAUUUCCUGGAGACAACCCAAUAUCUCCUUUUUAUGGUCCUUCGAGCCGGAUUAGAGUAACAACCAAGGUAUGGAUCCUACAGAUGACCAGGAUGAGCCUGCACUCCAACGUGCUUCGCAGAGAGAGCGUCACCCCCCAGCUUACCUGAGUGACUAUGUGGUGGCAACCCCCCCUUCAGAGGGACAAACCCACACCACUACCCAGAGCUCACAUAGCCGGAAAUCAUGCUCAUCUCGGAGGAGCUCAAAUCCCAGGUCCACACGGUCAUCUCGCUCAUCCAUGAGCAGACUCACCUCUAUUACUUUAUCAGAGCUAGAAACAGCCCAGCUUGAGGAGCGAGUGAAAGAAAUGGAGCUUGAGGAGUUACAACAACACAUAGAGGAGGAUCAACACAUUGAGCAGGAGUGUCAGAGACUUCAAUCUCAAGCCCGAGAAGCCCAACAGCUACAGGAGGAAGCCAUUAGGACACAAGAGUCGCUAACUAGGCAGCUGGAGAGGCGAAGACAGCUAAAGAAGAGAGUGAAUGAGCUGGAGAUAGCUAAGAUGGUCACUUCUCUACUUAAAGAGAAACCACAGGACCCUGAUGGUGCCAGAUGCUCAUCAUGUCCACCAGAUUAUAGCAAUGCAGGUAACCAUUCGCCCCCGCCUCCAGUGCUUCACACAACUCCACCUCCAGCUCUUGUGGUUCCACCUCCUGUGGCCUUGGCCCCGCCUCCAGUGCUUCACACAACUCCACCUCCAGCGAUUGUGGUUCCACCUCCUGCGGCCUCGCCCCUGCCUCCAGUGCUCCACACAGCUCCGCAUUCCGAACCUCUGGUUCCGUCUCCUGUGCAGUAUCCACCUCCCCUUCCACUGCCACAGUCUGCUCUUCCCCCUGUAUCCUUGCCACCUAGUUUAGCCUGCAAACUACAACCUGGCAUCUAUGCCACAGCGGGUAUCACCCAUCCAACUCAGCCUUCACCUACCCUGUCCAGGCAACGUCAUGCUCUGCUUCAGGCUUGCCUCAGUCCAGUCCACAACAGCCACAGGCAGCUGCUGUGCUCCCAUUCACCGCCACAUCCUACACGGCAUUCCCAAACCUAUGAUUCCCUGCUUUGA
Messenger RNA from Perca fluviatilis (European perch), 1449 nucleotides. Its product is annotated as pollen-specific leucine-rich repeat extensin-like protein 1. The coding region runs from base 421 to 1449 and encodes 342 amino acids. The transcript is spliced from 2 exons. Lineage: Eukaryota; Metazoa; Chordata; Actinopteri; Perciformes; Percidae. The record is from RefSeq and is a predicted model, not a curated record.